UGGAGAAAAUAUAAUAUCUCAGCCGUGGGGCAGCUCGGUUAUGGGAUGUUCGGGGUGAAGGCUGGUUGGUGAUGUCGUCACUUCUGGCACGUAGUCACGCGGAAGGGGGAGAAAGAAAUAAAAAGCUGCGCCGGGUGGAUGUCUGUGCCUGGCCUAGGUUGGCAGGUGCUCGAGGGUAAAUUGGCGUGCGUCAAGUGGAAUCGUGUCGGGCGCGCCCGCUCCGGAAUUUCAGGUCGUGCCGUGUGUUGUGUGUGAUUUAUUUGGUCUCCAGUUGGUAUGGAGAGAAGGAUGAGAGACGGGUCGUGCGCAGCGUACGAUGACCAGUGUCCUGCGCUUCUUUGUUUCCCGAUUUUCUUUGCUGUGUCAGUCACAGAAGUACCCUCAUUUGGUACUGGUGAGUCGGUCGGGUGGAGUCGAAGCCAGCCAGGUCCAAGUGCAGCGCAGUGCGGUGCGGUGCGGUGCGGUGCGGUGGUGGUGCGGAGCAGAGCACAGAGCAGAGCAGCGCAAGUUGAGAGAGUUUGGGUCCAACUCGGGAAGCAGUCUGACGGAGUGCAGGUGACGGAUCCAAACUUGACGUCGUUUAAUGGUCCGUGCUAUCAAUGAUCGUUUGUUCGGGUUGUGUUUCUUAAGUCCGUGCCCUGGGAAUCGGUUUUGGCUCGUCGAAGUGGCGGGGAGGGGCGAGGAAACAAAUUAAUG
This is a messenger RNA of Cryphonectria parasitica EP155, 696 nucleotides long. RefSeq lists its product as uncharacterized. Bases 277 to 603 code for a protein of 108 amino acids. NCBI's taxonomy places the organism in Eukaryota, Fungi, Ascomycota, Sordariomycetes, Diaporthales, Cryphonectriaceae. The transcript has a single exon. The record is from RefSeq and is a predicted model, not a curated record.